AUGUCUCAACUAUCAACCUCCAAACUGUCUCACAGAGCCUCCUACCAUGACAAAGGAAAAGCUAUUGCCACAUCAAGCUUGGACCCGAGAGUGACUAGAGUGAAAGUCCAAGACUCAGACAACUCAGAUCUGCUGUUGAAGCACUCCCUCACACUGGUGGGAAGAGUAACACACCAAAAGUACCAAAAAGUGUGGUCUAUCAUCCCAUUCUUCACGGACCGCUGGAAAACCUCUAUCCGCCCUAUUGGUGCUGACCUAGGCAACGGACACUUCCAAUUCCAGUUUGYAAAUGAAGAGGACCUGCAACUGGUGCUUGCAAAUCGACCCUACCACUUUGCAAARUGGAUGCUCAUUCUUCAACGAUGGGAGCCUACUAUAUCUCAAGAUUUUCCAUCCCAAAUCCCGUUCUGGGUGAAAGUUCAAGGUCUACCAGUACAUCUCUGGACCCAAGACACAAUUCGAAGCAUUGGAGAAAGCCUUGGAUACUGUGAAAAAGUGGAAAUAACCAGUACUACAGCAAGGAUAARGGUCCAUGUGAAUGGACUCAAACCGCUUAUCACCACCUCUAUUGUGGAAUAUCCAAAUGGAGAUGAAGUCAUAGCCUCCCUAAGCUAUGAGAAGCUUGAAAGACAUUGCUCCAUCUGUAUGAGGCUUGACCAUGAGGACAAAGAUUGCCAUACCAACCCACCAAGAACAUCUCUGGCCCCCUCAAAACCUGCGCUWGGUGGCAACAAAUAUGGCCAGCCAGAAGCUAGUACAGGAAUCAACAAGGAGAGAGAGUACCGUGCAUAUACACUCUCAAAAMCCACAAAGGACCCCCAUUACUACAGACGUAGACAAGAAGAGGCCCCCAUGAACAGAGACUGUCCUUUUUCUGAAGAGAGACACAUGUCAGAGCGGCACCARUCMUCGUUCUCAGGCAGGAGAAGCGACCUCAUAAGAAACCCAGAUGCGGGUAGACACUAUGACCAUCACAGAGAGAUGCAUAGGCGAGAUGACUACCAGAGGAUAAGGCCAGGGAGAUCAGAAAGGGCCCGAAUUAGAAAAGAGUAUGAAGUGAUGAAUAYUAGAGAAGGGAAGGAAGAUUCAUCCAGGAUUAGCAGGUCAAAGACGGAUACCAAUGUAAACCMUGCUACCCCACCUCCAUUCGCCUUCCAGGAGGYGGUAAACGAAGCAGUUGAAGAGGUGAGAGAGGUGAUGGUCCAAUAUGCAAAUUGCAAAGACCCAACAGAGAGUGCAGCCAGGCAAACAAGAUAUAAACAAGCAGAAGAAGAAGGUCAGCUGGUUGAGACAGYUGUCCGCAUGGUUCAGGCUGCACUACAAACUCCAGUGCAAGAGCCAUAG
This is a messenger RNA of Arabis nemorensis, 1344 nucleotides long. NCBI's taxonomy places the organism in Eukaryota, Viridiplantae, Streptophyta, Magnoliopsida, Brassicales, Brassicaceae. The record is from the annotation of a GenBank genome assembly.